Messenger RNA from Leptosomus discolor (cuckoo roller), 5083 nucleotides. NCBI's taxonomy places the organism in Eukaryota, Metazoa, Chordata, Aves, Leptosomiformes, Leptosomidae. The record is from RefSeq and is a predicted model, not a curated record.
GUUCAAGAUGCUGGGCAAGAGAUGGUGGCGUCCUCUGUCACACCAGGAUCAGGCAAAUCAAAGCUGGACACAUUGCCCAAAGAAGAUCUCAUCAAGUUUGCAAAAAAGCAAGUGAUGCUCAUACAGAAAGUGAAGUCAAGAUGUACAGAACUAGAGAAAGAGGUUGAAGAACUCAGAUCUAAAGCAGCUACUGGCGGAGCUGAUGAUAUUAUUCAGGCUCUCACAGAAAGACUGGAUGCUGUACUUCUGGAAAAAGCUGAAAGUCAGCAGCAGUGCGUAGCUCUGAAAAAAGAAAAUAUUCAAAGAAAGCAAGAAGCAGAGGCUGCAGUGGCUAAGACAGAAGAAUUGCAGAAGCAACUGGAGCAAUCAAGUAUUGACUCUCUGAAAGAAAUAAAAGCUCUGAAGAGUGAAUUAGCAAAUGCACAGUGCAAACACAAUGAGGACUUAAUAAAGCUGAAAAUGCAAUUAGAGGAACAAAUGGAGAAACAAAUGGGGCUGGUGGAACAGAUUGAAUGUCAUAGUGAUAGCCAAAAAGAAGUUAAAAGGUUACAAGAUGAUGUCCAAAGAAUUAAAUCGACUUACGAGGAGCAAAUUUUGUGUCUCAGCAAGCAGUUGGAAACCGUGAAUGAAGACAAAAACAAAGAAGUGACUAAUCUGCAAGAAACCAUUAAAAGCAACUCUCAGUGUUACCAUAAUGAAAUCAAAAAUCUGAUUGACCAGCUUAAAAAAUUAAAAACUCUCCAUCAGGAAGAGGUGUCCGAGUUGAUGCAUAGGAUUGAAAUAUCAUCUAAAGAAAAUGAGGAAAAGCAAAAUCAGAUAAAUCAGUUACAGCACAAUUUGGCAGAGGAGAGCUUAAUAAAAGAGAAAAAUGCGAGGGGUGAAAUGUGUACUCGUACUGACCAGCAUGAACAUGACUUGGAGCAGCUGAGAGAAGUCUUAAAUAAAAAUGUAGAAAACAAGAUACAUGUUGUAGAUACACAAGAGGAACCUUGUGUAGAAGCGGAAAUGGAAGAAAAGGUUAGGCACCUGGAGCAUUGUUUAGAAGAGCUUCAGUCCCAACAUAGUAUAUUAAAAGAUGAGUUAACUUAUAUGAGUAAUGUUAAACUAAAACUGGAAGAGGAAAUCCGUCGCAUAAAGGAUGAAUACUUUCAUGAGCGGGAAGACUUGGACUUUAAGAUCAAUGAAUUGCAGCUUACUAAAGAAGAUUACUGUUGUGUAAUUGAAAAACUCAAAUUUGAGCUUCAAGCAGCAAGACAGCACUGUGAAACCACAGUAAAAGAGCAUAAGUUAGAGACUCUGACUCUGAAAGAGCAACACGAGAGAGAAAUUUCUGAGCUAAAUGAAACUUUAUUAUCUGGUUCUGAAAAAGAAAAGAUGGCAUUAGUUUUUGAAAUGCAGGAACUUAGAGAACAACUUGAAAAGCUAGCUCAGGAGAAGGAAGAAGCAGUGUCCAGUUACAACAGCCUGAGAGAGACAAUGGAAACUCUACAGACUGAGCUAGGGGAAUCUGCUGGAAAGAUCAGCCAGGAGUUUGAAUCCAUGAGACAACAGCAAGCUUCUGAUGUCAGUGAACUGCAACAGAAACUCCGAGCUGCUUUCAAUGAAAAGGAUGUUCUUCUUGAAACUGUGAAUCGCCUCCAGGAAGAAACAGAAAAAUUGUCAUCUAAUCAGCUAGAGAUAGAAGAACUUAAAUGUAAAAUUGUUAGUCUUCAGGAGGAGAACCACAUAAUAAUAAGCUCCAUUGGCCAAAAAGACACUGCUAUGAAAGAACUGGAAGAGAAGGUCAUUGCUCUUACUGAUCAAAACAAGGAUAUUUUAAAUGAAGUAAAAUGCUUGGGCGAAGAGAGAGAAACCCUUCAGGAAAGGUGCAAGCAAGAACAAGGGAAAGUUCAGGAACUUCAGCAAGAAGUAGAUGUUGCUAACCAGUACAGUAGUGACCUGAAGAAAAAGGUGGAGGAAUUAACAGAGAGACUGAAUGAAGCUUUAACUAGGAAAAGUGAAAAUACUCAAACACUACAGCAGCUAGAAAACCAGAUUGAAUCUCUGGUGCGUGAAAAAGAGGACCUUUCAUCUGAAGCAUAUACUCUUCGUGAGGAAAAUAAGAAAAUCAUUCAGGAAAGAGGUGAAUUAAGUGAAGAGCUGGAAAAGAUUACUUCUGAAAAAGAUGGUUGGUUAGUGUUGAAAGAGCAGUCCGAAAACUUGGAGAAGAAACUACAAAUGAUGACUGCAGAAAAAGACCAUGUAGCAACGUUACUUGAAAGUGAACAAGCGCACGGAUCCCUUGUAAAAACUCAGCUGUACCACUUGCUUGAGCAAAUGGGGUCCAGCAUUUCAGAUUCUAAUGAGGAAUACGAUUCUCUUAACUUGUUACAAAUUGCAAAUGAAUGCUUGGCAAAAAUGAAAGAGCAGCAGUGCCUUGCUCUCCAGAAUGAGGAGAAAGUUCUUCAUUUGCAGCGGGAAAUUGAGAGACUAGAGGAAGAAAAUUCAGCUCAAUAUACAGAACAUAGAUCACUGAUUCAGGAUUUUGAUAAAGAAAAGGAUCUCUUGAGAGAAGAAUUGGAAGGAGUAUUGUCUGAAAAAGAAGCACUUCAACAUGAUAUCCAGGAGCUGAAGAAUGCCAGUGAAAAAACAAGGAUUGAAAAUCAAGAUCUUAUAGCUAAUAUUGAAGAGAUCACUCAAAAACUUGCUGCUUAUGAAAGUCAAAUACAAGAACAGCCAAAAGGAUCAGAAAACCAAGAUGACUUACAUUUCAUUCUGGAGCAAAAGGAAACUGAACUUAGAAAUGUGAAAGACGAACUGAGUUCUCUAAAGAAUGUAAUUGAGACAUUGACUGAGAAAACUGAUCAACAGUCUUCAGUAGCAGAGCUUCAAGAAAAAAUUGGAAGGCUGGAAAAAGAAUCUGCAGAAAAAGGGGAGAAGCUAAAUAAAAUUAAGGUUGUUGCUGUGAAAGCAAAGAAAGAAUUAGAUGCCAGCCGAAAAGAGGUGCAGACUCUGAGGGAAGAAUUGGAAUUGGUUCGAUCAGAAAAAGAUCAGUUGUCUGCUUCAAUGAAAGAUGUCAUUCAAGGAGCUGAAAGCUAUAAGAAUCUGCUGAUGGAAUACGAUAAGCAAGGAGAGCAGCUGGAUUCUGAAAAAAGCAGAGCAAAUAAUCUUGAACGUCAAAUAGAUGACCUCACAAGACAGCUACAGGUGUCAUCCCAGCAGCAUGAUCAGUUACACUCUACUAAUGAAGACCUCCUGGCUCGUGUUGAAACACUACAACAUAACGCUAAGCUGCUGGAAGCUCAGAUACUGGAGAUACAAAGAGCCAAGGCAAAGGCUGACAAAGAACUAGAAGCUGAAAAGCUUCUAAAAGAACAGAAAACAAAGGAACAUAGUAGUGCUCUCAAAGAAAUGGAGGAGCUUCAGAUGCAACUUCAGAAGGAAAAGAAGCAUCUGCAGAAAACUAUGCAAGAACUAGAGCUGGCCAGAAAGGAUGCUCAGAAGAGUACACUGAUGGAUAUGGAAAUAGCUGAUUAUGAAAGACUAGUAAAAGAACUUAAUCAGAAGAUUACUGAUAAAGACAGCAGAAUAGAAGAUCUCGAGCAAGAGACGGGGAUUCAGAAACAGAAGCAAGAGACCUUACAGGAAGAAAUAAAGUCACUUCAGUCAACUAUGCAACAGGAUGAGGAAAGAAGUGCCAAGAUAAAACAACUCCUGGUGAAAACAAAAAAAGAACUGGCUGAUUCAAAACAAGCUGAAAAUGACCAUCUAAUGUUGCAGGCAUCAUUAAAAGGGGAACUGGAAGCCAGUCAACAACAAGUGGAAGCCUAUAAGAUUCAAGUGGCUGUUCUGACAUCGGAAAAGCACAAAGUUCAGGAACACUUGCGAACUUCCUCAGAGCAACACCAGCGUACGUUGAGCGCUUACCAGCAAAAAAUGGCAACCUUGCAAGAAGAGUGCAGAGCAGCCCAGGCUGAACAAGCAUCUGUUACAUCUGAAUUCGAGAGCUACAAAGUCCGUGUUCAUAAUGUUCUAAAACAGCAAAAGAAUAAAUCUGCUUCUCAGACAGAAUCUGAGGGAGCCAAGCAAGAAAGAGAGCAGUUGGAAAUGGUGAUAGAUCAACUUAAAGUUAAGCUGCAAGAUGCUCAGCAUAAUUCACAGAUGAAUGCAUCUGAACUCCAGGCAUUGCAGUCUGAACACGACACGCUGCUGGAAAGACACAAUAAGAUGCUGCAAGAGACUGUUGCAAAAGAGGCAGAACUCCGUGAAAAGCUCUGCACAAUACAAUCUGAGAACAUGGUCAUGAAAACAGAGCAUGCCCAGACUCUGAGUCAGCUGACAGCCCAGAAUGAAGCUCUCCGGAACAAUUUCAGAGAUCAAGUCAGGAACCUGCAGGAAGAGCACAGGAAGACAGUAGAGACACUUCAGCAGCAGCUGUCCAGAGUAGAAGCUCAGCUCUUCCAACUCAAGAGUGAACCAAGCACUAGAGGUCCAGCUGUUUCAAAUCCGGCAACAAAGAACUGCAGAGAACGGCGAAACAAUGACCUUCCCGUUCUUGACGUGCACAGUGUAGCUAGGGAAGAGGGAGAAGGUAUGGAAACAACAGACACAGAGUCUGUCUCUUCAGCCAGCACCUACGUACCAUCCUUGGAACAACUUUUGAACUCCCCAGAAGCAAAACUUGAACCGUCCCAGUGGCAAACAGAACUCACCAAGGAUGAACUAAUUCAGAAACUGAACACAACAGCAAAGAGUGCUGAUCACUUGAAUGAAUUACUUCGUGAAUCGGAAGCAACCAAUGCAAUCCUGAUGGAACAAAUAAAGCUUCUUAAGAAUGAAAUAAGAAGAUUGGAAAGAAAUCAAGAGAGAGAAAAGUCUGUGGCUAAUCUAGAAUACUUGAAGAAUGUUCUGUUGCAGUUCAUAUUUCUGAAAUCAGGAAGUGAGAAAGAAAGGCUGCUCCCAGUGAUAGACACCAUGUUGCAGCUCAGCCCUGAAGAGAAGGGGAAGCUAGUUGCAAUUGCCCAAGGUGAGGAAGAGAGUACCUCACGGCCCUCCGGGUGGGCUUCAUACCUCCACAGCUGGUCGGGACUUCGAUGAGGCGGUG